AGAAUAUUAGCGAAAUAUUGCAUACUUUUAGUCUCUUACCUUGGCAACAACGUACUGUUAGGUUCUAAAAGUAAGAGGAAACGGUGUUAUUUAGGUGUUAGUAUCAAAGAAUCGGGAAUAUGGCAAGUAUAAUAAGAAGAAUCAUAAAUACUUCUCUUGCACCAAAAGCAAUCGGACCUUACAGUCAGGCUGUUCAAGUAGAUAACACACUUUACAUCUCUGGCCAGAUUGGAUUUGACCCAGCAACCAUGAAAUUGGUAGAGGGGGGCACUGUUCCUCAGACUAAGCAGCUUCUUCAGAAUAUGGGAAAAAUUCUUGAAGCUGCUGGAGCUACAUAUAACAAUGUUGUCAAGACUACAGUGUUGUUGGCUGAUAUGAAUGAUUAUCCUACUGUAAAUGAAGUUUAUAAAGAAUUUUUUACUACCAAUUGUCCAGCUCGUGCUGCAUAUCAAGUUGCUUGUUUGCCUGCUGGUGCUAAAGUUGAAAUAGAAGCUAUUGCUGUUAUUGGCAAUAUUGUAGAAUCACAAUGACUAGUAUCUCGAUUGUGAUGGACAUUCUGCAGUUAUGGGAAGGAAAGUUUUAUGUCUGAAAAGAAAUCUCAAUUAAGAGAAACGUUUCUUAACUCUGAAACCAGAGAAGUCUUUUGUUAACAUAUUAAUAUAUAUAAAAUAUACCCUUAUAUGCAUGCAAAAUUCCAAAGUUGAGAAUUUAACCAAACUUAACUAAAUGAAGAUUCUUCAAUUUUAGUGUGAAAACAUUUCAUUGAAUAAAAUGCCUUGUUUCAUGGAAAUUUGAGGAACAAUGUUUUGGUGUCUUAAUUUUAAGAUGCCAUAAACAUAAAUCCUAGACCUUGUCAAAAGCAUUUUGGAUAUCAAAACAUUUUCUGAACAGCUUGUCCUUGAAGUUGUCUUUAAUGUUUGCUGAAUGAAACUAGUAAGUUUUUAAAACAAAAGUUUAUAAAGAAGAUCAAACUCAAACUAAAUUUCUCUAAUGAAUUGUCAGAUUUUAAAUUGAUUGCAUACAAGUAGAUACGAGUUAGUGCCAAAUUCAGUUACAGCUCUGAGUAGCUUACCCAAUGUGUGGAACUUUAUAACAUCGUAAAACCUUUCCUAUACAUGUGUUCCUUUUCACUGUCACUCUUAUCUUAUGGUUAUCACAACAGAUGAAAU
This is a messenger RNA of Limulus polyphemus (Atlantic horseshoe crab), 1169 nucleotides long. It is a transcript of the gene UK114, whose product is annotated as 2-iminobutanoate/2-iminopropanoate deaminase-like. Gene Ontology annotation, cellular component: cytosol. The coding region runs from base 120 to 530 and encodes 136 amino acids. Gene Ontology annotation, molecular function: deaminase activity. The record is from RefSeq and is a predicted model, not a curated record. NCBI's taxonomy places the organism in Eukaryota, Metazoa, Arthropoda, Merostomata, Xiphosura, Limulidae. The transcript has 6 exons.